UCCCAAAGGUAGUCUUUCACAGCCAGACUUCCAACGAGUCUACACUAAAUUCUUCCCAAAAGGAGAUCCCACGAAAUUUACCGAACAUGUGUUUCGGACGUUCGACAGCGAUCAGAACGGGACGAUUGAUUUCCGAGAGUUCAUGUGUGGGAUGAGUACACUGAUGAAGGGUUCGGCUUCUGAUAAACUAAGCUGGAUAUUCAAUCUCUUUGAUGUAGAUGGGAAUGGAUUCAUCUCAAGAGUGGAAAUGGUAGAAAUUCUAAAGGCGAUAGAUGGGAUGAUCGGGGAAGAUACGCAUCGCCAGUCGUUUCAUGAGUCGACCAGCUCACCAGAGGAAAGAACCGAGAUCAUCUUUGACAGGGCCGAUGAGAAUAGUGACGGCAUGUUAUCGAAAGAGGAGUUUUUGGAUGCAGCUAGAACAGACCCGGCUGUCAUGGCAAUGUUACAGAUAGCAGUUUGAUGAUGUCCACAUUAAGAACUUCGUAAGUGUGUGCAUGCUACAUAGUAUAAGAUCGGGUAGAAUGUAAAGCUAGUCGUUCGAGUACCCUAAUCAAGACAAUAGACGGACAGCAUGAGUCGUUUACUCCAAAUAAAAUCAGAGAAAACUAUACGUUAGACCAGAAGAAAUUUGGUUUAUCAUAUUUUCAUUUAUGUGUGACAUGUGACAUGUACUCAUUCUCGGU
Strongylocentrotus purpuratus (purple sea urchin) is the source of this 683-nucleotide messenger RNA. Its product is annotated as neurocalcin homolog. The coding region runs from base 143 to 460 and encodes 105 amino acids. Gene Ontology annotation, molecular function: calcium ion binding. The transcript is spliced from 2 exons. The record is from RefSeq and is a predicted model, not a curated record. NCBI's taxonomy places the organism in Eukaryota, Metazoa, Echinodermata, Echinoidea, Camarodonta, Strongylocentrotidae.